UUAGUCAAUUUCAUCCAAUUAUCAUCAAAGCAAAAAUCCAAUCCAAACACACAUUGAAAAUAGAAAAAAAUAAAAAAUUGUGCAGACUUGUUUUUCAAUCAGAACCUAAUGUAACCCCUGUUGAUGCCAUGAACUGAAGAUCUGAUUAAAUGGCAUGUACCAAUUCCAAAUAUGAAUGAACACAACAAAUAAAUAAAUUAAUGAAUGAAUGAAUGUCUUCGUCUACGCCUUCACGUUACAAAUCAAAUGCUACUUUUGAUAUGACCAAAGCUAACGACAUUGGACUCAGCCCCAUCAACACAGCCAAUUCAUCUGAUACUAGUACCAAGAAUGAGAAGAAAAAAAAGUCUAUUUUGCCAAAGAUUUUCGGAUCAAAGAAAAAUGGGAGAGGCUCAUCAGAUGAAGAUGCACUCAAGCCAAAUGCAGAAGGAGAUGGUGUUUCUGUUUCUCUUGAUUUGGAGAAGAAAAUUGAAUCCAGAAGAAAAGCUUUCCUGGAAACAUCUCCUGUCAUGAGAAGAAGUUUCUCAGGAAGAGAGACUAGCCCUGGGAUUGAAAGCCUAAAUUUGUCCAAUUUUGAACGGCCUUUGGCUCCGGAAACUGAAAUCCAGAGUUUUAGGAUCUUUGUUGCAACGUGGAACGUGGGAGGAAAAUCACCAAGCUAUGACCUCAACCUUCAAGAUUUCUUGCUGGUGGAAGGGUCAGCAGAUAUAUAUGUCUUGGGGUUUCAGGAAAUUGUCCCUCUAAGUGCUGGCAAUGUCUUAGUGAUUGAAGACAAUGAACCUGCUGUAAAGUGGCUAGCAUUGAUAAGCCAAGCUCUGAACAGACCCAAAAAUGAGUACAGUGAUUCCUCUGAUUCAGGCUCCAAAAACCAGAACAGUUCCAAGGAAUCAAAGUCCCCAGCAAGCCUUAACUUCUUUCAGAAGCCUUCUCUUAAAGUUAUUAGUAAGAGUUUCAGGGCAGAAGGUAGCAGCCUCCUCAAGGCUUGCAAUUGCCCCAUGGAAUCUCCAUCCAGAGAGAGAAGGAGGAUAAGGAAGUACAGUGACCCCAUAAAUAAGUUAGAUUCUGAGAUUCGCGGAGGUAGCCCCGUGGAGGAGUUGCUUUCAAUUGCAGAGAUACCCUCUUCUCUAAGCCAAACCAAAUACAACCUCAUAUCAAGUAAGCAGAUGGUUGGGAUUUUUCUCACCAUAUGGUCAAAGAAGGAUUUAGUCCCUCACAUUGGCCAUCUUAGAGUAGACUCUGUGGGGAGAGGAAUCAUGGGUUGCCUAGGAAACAAGGGUUGUAUAUCAGUGAGCAUGUCAAUACAUCAAACAAGCUUUUGUUUCGUCUGUAGUCACUUGGCUUCUGGGGAGAAAGAAGGUGAUGAACUGAAGAGGAAUUCUGAUGUAGCUGAGAUCCUCAAAGGGAUACAAUUCCCUAGGAUUUGUAAAACUCCUUGCCGUAGAGCGCCAGAAAAGAUAUUUGACCAUGAUCGAAUUAUAUGGCUUGGAGAUUUGAAUUAUAGGAUGGCUUUGAGUUAUGAAGAAACAAGAGUUCUAUUGGAGGAUAAUGACUGGGACACUUUGUUGGAGAAAGAUCAGUUAAACAUAGAAAGAGAAGCAGGAAGAGUUUUCAGUGGUUUCAAAGAGGGAAGGAUCUUCUUUGCCCCCACUUACAAGUAUUCACAUAAUUCAGACUCUUAUGCUGGUGAGACUGUUAAGUCAAAGAAGAAACGCAGAACACCCGCAUGGUGUGAUAGGAUACUAUGGCGUGGCAGCAACAUUGAGCAAUUAUCAUACAUACGAGGAGAAUCAAGAUUUUCUGACCACAGACCUGUUUGUUCUGUCUUCUCUGUGGGUGUGGAAGUAAGAAGCAGAAACACCAGGUUCAGGAAAGGCUAUUCCUACACAAGUUCAAGACUUGAAUAUGAAGACUUAAUCCCUCAAAGGCAUAGUUUCUAUGAUUAUUAAGUCAAACCUCAAAUCAAGCUUGUAAAUUUCCUUAGGCUCUAUAGAAGAAUUAUUUCUUUAUUUUCCUUUCUAUUUUGUUCCCCCACUCACCAGAUGUCCAUAGCUACUAGCUAGUAACUAGAGUCCGAACAAUAUAAGAGCAAAUGAUUCACGCAAGUGACUAAAGGGUGACUGCAAAGUCCAAACGUUGUUAUCUAGAGGCACUAUUGAUACAGGUAGAGAUUGAUGUAAAUAGAUUUGAACUAUUUAUUGACACCCAAAAAUGAAAUUAUGAGAAAAACCUUAUAGUAUUUGUACAA
Messenger RNA from Lotus japonicus, 2245 nucleotides. RefSeq names its product type I inositol polyphosphate 5-phosphatase 5. The transcript has 10 exons. NCBI's taxonomy places the organism in Eukaryota, Viridiplantae, Streptophyta, Magnoliopsida, Fabales, Fabaceae. Bases 213 to 1946 code for a protein of 577 amino acids. Gene Ontology annotation, molecular function: inositol-polyphosphate 5-phosphatase activity; phosphatidylinositol-3,4,5-trisphosphate 5-phosphatase activity; phosphatidylinositol-4,5-bisphosphate 5-phosphatase activity. The record is from RefSeq and is a predicted model, not a curated record. Gene Ontology annotation, biological process: phosphatidylinositol dephosphorylation.